Molecule: messenger RNA, 3037 nt
Organism: Pseudomyrmex gracilis
Lineage: Eukaryota; Metazoa; Arthropoda; Insecta; Hymenoptera; Formicidae
Exons: 3
Coding region: 1275-1826 (183 amino acids)
Source: RefSeq, a predicted model, not a curated record
GCGGACACCCCCAACAAGAUAUUGACCAUAUAUUUUUUAAAUGCCCUUUAAACAAAGACGCGUCCGAUCGACUACAGAUUGACUUGUUCCAUAACGGGUUUAGUCCCCCCUUCAGUGUAACUGAAGUCGCCUUCUCAAGUAAUGUACGUGCCAUGCACGCACUCCUGGCUUUCGUUGCAGAAGCGCAAAUUCCUAUUUAAACAUAACAUUAGUACACAUCUAUUCCUGACAAUACCACCACUCUUUAAUCCUAAGUUCCCAGUGAUCACGAUUCAGAGUCUUAUACGUGUCGCUAGUAUUGCUCCGGAGCGUGUGCUCCGUAUCUGGUAGUUUUUAAAGACCCUAGAUCUGCGCAGUUGUCUGGGGUACUUUGUUACUCCAGUUGGAGAAAUCAACCAUUUAACCGUUUAACGGUGAACAUACCAAGAAAAUCACUAUUCAAGCUUAGAAUGGCGUAUGGACUAUCUUGAGUCGGUCCUUUGAGCCACAUAUGCACCAAACCAAACCAAACACGCAACAUUGAAAGAAAGAGAAGAAACGUGCAAGACCAACAAUUGUUGUUUUAGUGAUGCGCGGGAUCACUAUCAAUUUGGGCAUAAUGCGACAUAGAUCCAUACGAUGGUAACGACGACGACGACGACGACGACGACAACGACAACGACAACGACGGCGACGACGACGACGACGACGACGACGACGACGAUAAUGAUGAUAAUGAUGAUGGUGAUGAAACACUUCUGAUGAUAAAGCGAUACUCGAGUUAUCUGUCUGUCGCAGCAAAUAAUUGACAAAUCAGCCAGAGCAAGAUCGUGGCAAUGACGUCGGUGUUCACUUCGUCGACACGUGCGUAAAAAAAUUGAUAUCGAGGAAUGACGGCCUAUCUACUACGAAAACACAUGACAAGUGUGUAAGCUAUUGCAGGUGAUGGCGGGAAAUACAUUGGGGGCGCACGUUUUUGUUGACAGAACGUAAAAUUAAUAUUAGCUGACUCGCGUAAUACCGUAUGUAUAAUAACGUCUGCACAAAAUUUUAAGUGCAUCUCAAUGUGUCCAAAGAGACACAUUGACCAAGAAAAAGAAUGCGUUUUAUUUUAUGUGCACGAGCAUUUCUACUGAAAAGAACUAAUUAAUUUUAUUAACACAAGUGUUUGAACAAAGCAUACAAGAAUCCGAAUAUGUCACACGUACAAAGAAUUUUGUAAGAUUGCUCCGUUUGCAAAUUAACACAGUUUAACGACAAUUAACUGAGCUUUUCUCCCAUCCAACUGAGAUAAAAUGUAUGAGAAUGGUACAAAUGACACAAGAGAGUUGAACACGACAGAUAUUACGGAUUCUAUUUUGUACACUAUACUGAUGAGCGAUCUUUCGACAAGCAUGGUGAAUGCGAUUUACAACGACAACGCGUCCUCUACAACGUACGUAGAAGUGUCACAGGCAAACGAGAGUAAUCAGCGGUUGUGGAAUCUCUCUAAGACCGCUGUAACGUCACUGUCCGAAUCUACAGCAAUAACACUUAAUACUUCGAGAAGUACAACAAUGUACACACCAACAGUAACAACAGAGUCCUUUGAUGAAUUUGGUCCGCCAGAAGGAGUAGAAUAUAUUUUUGUGCCACUUGGUGUGGUGGUCUCGGUUAUUAUUCUAUCUGCUGUGGUAUGGGUACUAAUUAUAUCCAGAAAGCGCAAAUUGGAGCGACUGAGGCACAGACUUAUGCCGAUGUACAACUUCGAUCCUGGAGAAGAGGAGCAAGAUGAUUGGGAGACCGAAUUGUUGGACGAGUGCUAUAGUACUCAUCAGAGACGAAUUGUAUCAUCUCCAACAAGAUAAACUACAAAGAAGAGCAGCCAAUAAGAAAAAUCCAAAGUUAUCUGUGUAUACUUGUGGAUAUAAUGUGCAGCUAAUUUGCGAAGACAUCAUAUUACUUAUAUAUAAAUGUUCUCUAUUAAAAUACUAAAAAGUACAUCCCUUACGCAUAGAUAAUUCUGCAACUUUCAAAAACUAAUGCCAUAUAUCUAAUUAAGAAAAAUAUAAUAAUUGUAAAAAAGAUUUGUAGCUAUAUAGAAAUAUACAUAUAUGUACAUAUACUUGUAUAUAUACAAAUACGCGUAUCUUUUCAAAGAUAUUAAUUCAUUAAUCUUUACAUAACCACUGAUUAAAAAAAAACAAAAAGGCUGCCGCGUUAUUAGUGCAACGAGAUUAGACGAUUCUCGAAUGUUCGAGUAAGAUUAUCGAUCUUUCAAUAUUUUUCUAAGUCGCGCGCUUUGAAGAACAUCGGAAAUUGCAUUUGUUUCAGCAAAGUAGAAAUGCGCAAACGCGCUGCGAAAAUCAGUACUAUAUUAAUUACGCGCAUUUACGAGAAGAUAACGCAGUGCGUACGCAUAUAAUUGAGCCAUAAAACGGUCUCUGUCGACGCAAUAUAAUCCACGGCAAAUCGAAAUUUAAUUUAUUCCUAUUCCCGCAAUAACUUCGUUGCGAUUCCAAGAACUCGAUCGUGAGAAUCUGUUUUUUUCCGUCGGGAAAUCUAUCGGAAUCGAAUUGACGGCGACGCGAAUACCCGUUGUUAAAGUUACGAUCGUGCAAAAGCGACAACGGUUCGAUGCCUCUCCAAAAGUUCCGCGCCCGCCAUUUUCAAAAUUUGCCAACGGUCGCUCCGAAUUCCCAAUUAGACGACUCGACGAUCGUAUGUACCGAAAACGCCGGUCUCCCACGACGAAAUCAUGCUCAUUGCAAAUGGCAAUUUUUUCUCGAAUUUUUCACGCACGCGGAAUUGUCGGUUCGCGCGGUAACGCCGAGAAAUCCGAUGACAGGACUCGCACGUCGAUCGUCGGCCGUCGGUGACGCCAUGGGAGAGAGGCGCGAAACAUGGCGUCGCGAGUUGUGUGACUACGCGGCGUCUCUCCGUAUCAGAGUACAGCGCGUCGGACUUGCGACACCGAUAUCUCUGCAAGUAACGGCGCAGCGGAAUCGUGUGACGGACGGAAAAAUUCGUUGUGAACCCGACGAAUUUUCCAUCGCAUUUUUACAUCGCGGUCACGCGU